Messenger RNA from Octopus bimaculoides (California two-spot octopus), 1618 nucleotides. RefSeq lists its product as uncharacterized. Gene Ontology annotation, cellular component: membrane; cytoplasm. Lineage: Eukaryota; Metazoa; Mollusca; Cephalopoda; Octopoda; Octopodidae. Gene Ontology annotation, molecular function: metalloaminopeptidase activity; peptide binding; zinc ion binding. The record is from RefSeq and is a predicted model, not a curated record. Gene Ontology annotation, biological process: proteolysis; peptide catabolic process.
UUAUUUUCCUUUGCUAUAGUUACAAGUGGGAGAUUCCAUUUACAUUUACUACCAGUAGAGAGAUGAAUUUCAAUAAGACUAACAAAGAUAUACAUUGGAUUCACAAAAACGAAUCAGAAGUCCAAAUUUCCUCAUCUGUGCUACCUAGGAAACAUAAUUCAACAGACUGGGUUAUUGGUAAUAUAAGGCUUAUAAAUUAUUAUCGAGUGACCUAUGACAAUGAUAAUUGGAUGGCGAUUAUCGAGCAACUGAAGAGAGACCACACAGUCAUUCAUAUAUCCAACCGUAUCCAGAUAUUUUGGGAUUCAUGGGCCUUAGCAAAUUCCGGACACCUCGAUACACUUAUAGCUCUUCGUACACUGGAAUAUCUGAAAAAGGAGAAAGCUUACUUAGUGUGGUCAACAGCUCGCAAUGGAUUAUCGCUACUGAAAAGAAUGCUAUACAAAACACCAAGAUAUGGUGAUUUCCAGAGAUUUAUUCGGAACCUUGUAAAGGAUUUAUACAAAGACCUUGGCUGGAAUAAUACACAAAGCAAUAACAAUAAUCAUAACCAGUCACUUCGCUUACUUAUCGUCGCCAUGGCUUGUGAUAAUGAACUAAAGGAAUGUAAAGAUGCAGCUCUUUCCUAUUUUCAACAAUGGGUAGACACAGGAAAUAUUGGUUUGGAACUUGAACUGAAUUCUAUAAUUUACUGCAUCGGUGUCCGUUAUGGAGACGAAGAUGAAUGGAAUUUUGUUUAUAACAAAUACAAAACAUCUACAGUGGUCAUUGAAAAAUCAUCAAUCUUAAAUGCACUUUCCUGUACCAGACAUCCAUGGCUACUCAACAAGUAUUUGAAAAUCUCAAUGAAUCCAGAAAAAAUUCGUUACCAAGAUGUCAGCACUGUUUUAAGUGGUAUAUCAAGUAAUCCUAUUGGAGAAAAGAUUGUCUGGGAUUUUAUUCGAUCAAACUGGGAUGAACUUGCUACAAAGUUUGCAGAUCAAAACUUGCCCUGGUCUACAUUCCGUGGAAUAUCAAAAAAGUUUAAUGAUGAAUUUGGAUUAAAAGAGGUGAAAUAUUGGAUGACAAAAGACCAAUAUGUCAAUAAAUACAGAGAUCAGUAUGAAGAGGUUAUUUCAUACAUUAAAUCGAACAUUAAAUUGAUGGAUGAGAACUAUAAGAGAGUAUCUGAUUGGUUGGACCAUCAGGCAAUAUAAACGUGCCAGAGUGAUUGGUCAAUUACACAAACAGACCAUGAAAAGAAAAUUCUAUAAUAACAUAUCAACAAUAAUAAUUAUCAAAAAAAAAAGAGAAAAACAUUGUGGUCAAUUUUUACAAUUAUUAUUUUUUUUGUUGCAUUAUAUACUUUAUUAUAAUCUUGCAUUUCCUUUUUUUUUUUUUCCUGUCACAAUUUUGAAAAAUUAUGUGAGAAAAUAUUUUCUAAGAUGCUUCCUGCAAAAAAAAAAAAAGAAAAACAUCCAAUCAUUUUAAUGGUUUCAAUAACUAUUUGGAAUACGAUGUUGGUCUUGAGAGAAGAACUUGUAAAUUUACCAUAGGAAUCAUCUGUAAAUUUGCUAUUUUCAAUAGAAGUUUAGAAACAUUUUUAUAAGAAAUGAGUUCAUAUAGGUUAUAUAUGUAC